AUGAUAAUAUUUACACCAGAAAUGCCUCGAAGAGGAACAGCUAAACGUAAGCGCAUUGUUGAACGAAGACGCACAACAGUAACAGCAGUUGAAUUCAAAUAUGCUAAUGGUACGACUGUCCAUAAAAUUCGCCGGAAAGUAUUAAAACGUAAGCCACCAUUACGUGUCUAUCCAUACGAACAAACACCUAUUUUACGUAGCAAUCAAACACAGGAUGAAAUUCUCGCUAAAAUGCGAAAAGAGAAUUUGACCGAUGAAAACUAA
Didymodactylos carnosus is the source of this 264-nucleotide messenger RNA. NCBI's taxonomy places the organism in Eukaryota, Metazoa, Rotifera, Eurotatoria, Philodinida, Philodinidae. The record is from the annotation of a GenBank genome assembly.